Armigeres subalbatus is the source of this 704-nucleotide messenger RNA. RefSeq lists its product as uncharacterized. Bases 28 to 387 code for a protein of 119 amino acids. The record is from RefSeq and is a predicted model, not a curated record. Lineage: Eukaryota; Metazoa; Arthropoda; Insecta; Diptera; Culicidae. The transcript has 3 exons.
CCGUUUCGUUACAACUAACGCAACGCCAUGGGCGAGAAGCGAACGACGAAGGCAGGGCAAACUACCAUCGGCGCAAGCAUUCUGCCUGGCCUACCUCACGUUAUGUUGAGGUUGAAGGUGAAACAAAUAUCCGGCGAACGCCGUGUUGCAAUGGUGGGAUACGUGUCUACAUGUGCGGUCACAGGAUAUUGUGUUUACGUUGGGAGAGAGUCCGUUAAUGUGUGGAGGUUGAGGGUCAGCAACAGCACGACCAACCGUCCGCCCGGUUCGAAUUACAAUCGCUUUGGCUGUAAAUCCUCUAGAGAGGCAAAAUUAUUAGGCACAACCGGCAAUCCUCGGAAAUUAAUGAAGCGGCGGGGAGCUAUGCGGUUUCUGCCAAAUAUAUGAUCCUGUAGAGGGAAUUGUGUUGUUCUAUCGCUGCUCACACGAAGAGACCAAUUUAGAAAAAUGGGCUACGGUCAAGUACGGACCAUUGGCGGGUGUCAAGUGCAAUCAACGCAUCAUGUUAUUGACAGGGACACCUGUGUUCAGGUGUGAGAAGUGCCAUCAUCCAACCCCCAGUGAUACACGUAGCUCUACCGUACCGACAGCUGUGGUUAUUGUGGGUGGGGUGUUAAGAGUGUAAACACCACAAAACCGCAAACUACCAUCUGCCGCCCACCUGCUGCACGUUCGCUCCUGCAGAGCAUCCACCGACGAGGCAC